GCAAAAAGCAGAGAUGAGAUCCUGAGACCACUCAAGAUCUUCAGAUUUGAUCAUGGAAAAAUCUAAAAAUCCAUCACCCUCUUCACCUUCAACUGCUCCAACACCACAAGUACAGAGGCCGUGCAAACUUCCAGACAACUGCAGGAAGGAUGCAGUAAAGGUCCACAUUUACUGUACAGCUGAGACCUUCGGGGCGGACAAAGAUGUGCUGUACCAAGUAAACUUGUCUCAACAGCUACUGGUGGAGAGCACAGACCUACAGGAAUGCAACACUGUCAUUGUUUUCUGCCCAAUCAACUCUCAUGUUAGGUCAGAUGUGAAGGCAGCCAUGUCUAAAGCACCAGGUAAUAAAGACAUCAUCCUGGUUGUGAUGCACCAUACCCGAAAGACAAACUACUCAACAAGUGGGACAGGAUGGUCUCAAAUAUUUCCAAAUGUAAUCCUGCAUGUUGAUGUUCUCUUUCAUGAGACUGAGAGAGGAUUACUGAGCUGUCCAAAGAAUGAACAGGCAAUCUGUCAGAUACAACAACAACUACAGAAACACAAUGAUAUUAGCGAACCAACCAACACUGUGGGAGAACAGAGUCAUUUGGCCCUGCCCCAAAGUCAGACUUCAUUAGGGCCAAAGAUGCAGGGAUCUAACAUUGCAGAUCGUCACUGUCUGAUUUUGUAGUAAGAUCGCUCGGACACUGACAAUGACAGAAACUGUGUUUAAUUGAGAAUAAUUUCAGCUGAGAUUUAAACUUUGCAUGAAAAAGGAUAAACCUAAAUAGUCUAAAUGAACAACAUAAUGCUUAUUACAAUGUUGAAUCUUUACAACAUGAGAUUUAAUGUCACAACCAAACAAAUGAAAAUGCUGAUACUAUAAGUGUUCAUAUCAAAAAGAAUGACUGAAUAACCUCUCGUGAUAAUAUGAGUCCUCAGUUUCCUUUGUUGUAACACUUUAUUUUAGCAGACCUAUUUUGCACUUUUAUGCUGUGUAUAGAAAAAGAUUGCAUGGUUUACGGCAGAAAGUAGCAUAGUU
Oreochromis niloticus (Nile tilapia) is the source of this 1024-nucleotide messenger RNA. RefSeq lists its product as uncharacterized. The record is from RefSeq and is a predicted model, not a curated record. The transcript has 6 exons. Bases 53 to 673 code for a protein of 206 amino acids. NCBI's taxonomy places the organism in Eukaryota, Metazoa, Chordata, Actinopteri, Cichliformes, Cichlidae.